Molecule: messenger RNA, 1437 nt
Organism: Lipotes vexillifer (Yangtze River dolphin)
Lineage: Eukaryota; Metazoa; Chordata; Mammalia; Artiodactyla; Lipotidae
Gene: SLC17A2
Product: solute carrier family 17 member 2
Exons: 11
Coding region: 1-1437 (478 amino acids)
Biological process (GO): monoatomic anion transport; transmembrane transport
Cellular component (GO): apical plasma membrane
Molecular function (GO): transmembrane transporter activity
Source: RefSeq, a predicted model, not a curated record
AUGGAUGAGAAGCCUUCCACCAGGAAAGUUCCUGAAUUCUGUUCAUUACGCUAUGGACUGGCUCUCAUCAUGCACUUCUCAAACUUUACCGUGAUAACCCAGCGUGUGAGUCUGAGCAUUGCAAUCAUUGCCAUGGUGAAUAGCACUCAGCAGCCUGGUUUAUUCAAUGCCACCACAGAAAGACCUCUUGCAUUCACCCUCAAUCACUCCAACAGAUCCACCAAGGAAUUUAAUUCGGGAGCCUCUGUAUAUGAAUGGAGCCCAGAGACUCAGGGUGUCAUCUUUAGCUCCAUCAGCUAUGGGAUAAUACUGACUCUCAUCCCAAGUGGCUAUUUAGCAGGGAUAUUUGGAGCAAAGCAGAUGCUUGGUGCUGGUUUGCUGAUCUCCUCCCUUCUCACCCUCUUUACACCACUGGCUGCUGACUUUGGAGUGAUUCUGGUUAUUGUGAUUCGGACAGUCCAGGGCAUGGCCCAGGGAAUGGCAUGGACAGGUCAGUUUACAAUUUGGGCAAAAUGGGCUCCCCCACUUGAACGAAGCAAGCUCACCAGCAUUGCGGGGUCAGGGGCAGCGUUUGGGUCCUUCAUCAUCCUCUGUGUGGGGGGACUAAUCUCACAGACUUUGGGCUGGCCUUUUAUCUUCUACAUCUUUGGUAGCACUGGCUGUGUCUGCUGUCUCCUGUGGUUCAUGGUGAUUUAUGAUGACCCCAUGCAUCACCCAUGCAUAAGCGUCAGGGAAAAGGACCACAUCGUGUCUUCACUGGCUCAACAGUCCAAUUCUCCUAGACGAUGUGUCCCCAUAAAGGCUAUGGUCAGAUGCCUACCACUUUGGGCCAUUUUCACGGGUUUUUUCAGCCAUUUCUGGUUAUGCACCAUAAUCAUAACUUACCUACCAACGUACAUCAGUUCUGUGCUCCAUGUCAACGUCAGAGAUAGUGGUGUUCUGUCCUCCCUGCCUUUUAUUGCUGCCUCAAGUUGUACGAUUCUAGGAGGUCAGUUGGCAGAUUUCCUCCUGUCCAGGAAUCUUCUCAGAUUAAUCACCGUCCGAAAACUCUUUUCGUCCCUAGGGCUCCUCCUUCCAUCACUGUGUGCUGUCGCCCUGCCUUUUGUGGCUUCCAGUUACACAAUAACUAUUAUUUUGCUGAUACUUAUUCCUGGGACCAGCAAUCUGUGUGAUUCAGGAUUCAUCAUCAACACCUUAGAUGUCGCUCCCCGGUAUGCAAGUUUCCUCAUGGGAAUCUCAAGGGGAUUUGGGCUCAUCGCAGGAAUCAUCUCUUCCACUACCACCGGAUUCCUUAUCAGUCAGGAUUCUGUGUCUGGAUGGAGGAAUGUCUUUUUCCUUGCUGCUGCUGUCAACAUGUUUGGCCUGGUUUUUUACCUUACAUUUGGACAAGCAGAAAUCCAGCCCUGGGCCAAAGAGAGGACUCUUACCCGUCUCUGA